Penicilliopsis zonata CBS 506.65 is the source of this 1967-nucleotide messenger RNA. RefSeq lists its product as hypothetical. The transcript has 6 exons. Gene Ontology annotation, molecular function: protein serine/threonine phosphatase activity; protein binding. Bases 125 to 1522 code for a protein of 465 amino acids. Lineage: Eukaryota; Fungi; Ascomycota; Eurotiomycetes; Eurotiales; Aspergillaceae. Gene Ontology annotation, cellular component: nucleus; cytosol. The record is from RefSeq and is a predicted model, not a curated record.
UCCGUCAUCGCUGUCUCGUGCGUCUUACCCGCUUAGUCUUGCUUUCCCCCCUCCCCCUCUCCUCUCCUCUCCUCUUCUUUCCUCUCCCCUCUCCCCCCUCUCCCCUCUCAAUCGUGCGAGCGCCAUGGCUUCGUCGGACCAAGAGGCCGCCACUGCGCUCAAGGUGCAGGGCAACAAGGCCUUUGCUAGCCAUGACUGGCCCACGGCUAUCAGCUUCUACACGCAAGCUAUCGAGAAAUACGACAAGGAGCCCUCGUUUUUCAGUAACCGGGCGCAGGCUCAAAUCAAACUCGAGGCAUUUGGCUUCGCGAUCGCAGACGCUACCAAGGCACUAGAGUUGGACCCCUCCUACGUCAAGGCGUAUUGGAGACGAGCUCUUGCAAAUACCGCGAUUCUCAAUUACCGCGAAGCGCUCAAGGACUUCAGGGCUGUGGUCAAGCACUGCGAGAAGCUAGUGCGCCGCAUCGAGUUCGAGAAAGCCAUCGAGGUUUCCGACCCACCGUCAGUCUUCGAGGAGCUGAAUAUCGAUUCAAUGGUGGUGGAUGACGGCUACGAUGGCGUCCGGUUAGGCAACGAGAUGACGCAGGAGUUCAUCGAUGAUAUGAUCGAGCGGUUCAAGAACGGCAAGCUUAUCCACCGCAAGUACGUCUUCCAGAUCAUCAAGGCGGUUAAGGAGAUUGUCUAUGCGGAGCCGACAAUGGUGGAGAUUGGGGUUCAGGAGGGCAAGAAGUUGACGGUCUGCGGUGACACACAUGGUCAAUUUUUCGAUCUCUUGGAGAUCUUCAGACUCAACGGAUACCCGACAGAUACACAUGCGUAUCUCUUCAAUGGUGACUUUGUGGAUCGUGGCUCGUGGUCGACGGAGAUUGCCCUUCUUCUCUAUGCAUACAAGUGGCUGCGGCCAAAUGGUAUGUUCCUGAACCGCGGAAACCACGAAACAGACGACAUGAACAAGGUGUACGGCUUUGAGGGAGAGUGUCGGGCCAAGUACAACGAAAAGGUGUUCAAGGUCUUCUCCGAGUCAUUCUCGGCCCUGCCCCUGGCGACAUUGAUCGGAGACAAGUACCUGGUUCUACACGGCGGCCUCUUCUCCGACGACAAGACCACCCUCGACGACAUCCGGAAACUGGACCGUCACAACCAGCGACAGCCCGGCCAGCAGGGCUUGAUGAUGGAGAUGCUCUGGACUGACCCGCAAACGGAGCCCGGCCGAGGCCCCAGCAAGCGAGGCGUCGGUCUGCAGUUCGGUCCGGAUGUCACGAAACGGUUCUGUGAGAAGAACGGCCUCGAGGCUAUUAUUCGCUCGCACGAAGUGCGCAUGGAUGGCUAUGAGGUUGAGCAUGACGGCCGAUGCAUCACUGUCUUCUCUGCACCAAAAUACUGUGACACCACAGAAAACAAGGGUGCUUUUAUCAACAUUGGCCCGGAGCUCAAGCUGAAUUACCAGGUCUUUGAAGCCGUGCCUCACCCUGACAUCAAGCCAAUGGCCUACGCCCAGAACUCUAUUCUUUCCAUGAUGUGAUUUGAUUGAUGACUUUUGAUUGAUGUGUGAUUCCGAGCGCGGGUCGGCGUUCAUCCGGAUUCCAACGAUUCUUCCCAGAUAUGUCGGUCGAUCCGAAGGAGAGAUGUGGCUUUCCUCUAUAUUUACUGUCAUCUGCUGUUCGAGAGGAUAUCAUUACAUGACUAUGUAAUAUGCCAUGGCAUGUAUGAUGUCUGUAUCCACUUCAGCAUUUUGCAUAGAGAGCAGAUAUUUACAUUGGAGAACAUGCUAUGAUAAACGAUAUGAAAUCAAGUCAAGAGAUUUUCCUUAUAUUCAUUUGGCCUAGCUUCAAGAAAUUGCCUGCAGCUUAGUUUGUGUCAAUAACUAUACCAAAGUACCGCGAACCGAAAUAUUGAUCUACAUGGUAGAUAUUAGAUAGAGGGGUUGAUAAGUCGACGAUAUCCACCCGAUUGUACUCCCCCGCCUG